Echinostoma caproni is the source of this 1584-nucleotide messenger RNA. The record is from the annotation of a GenBank genome assembly. NCBI's taxonomy places the organism in Eukaryota, Metazoa, Platyhelminthes, Trematoda, Plagiorchiida, Echinostomatidae.
CGUUACAUCUCAAGGAUGCAUUCCCUGGACCAAAGCCGCUUGCUGGAUGAGGCACUCACGAGCGCCAAGCAAUGCUCGUUUCAAAUGGAGCGAUCGUUGGAUAAACAUAAUAUUGUGGAUGGCAUUCAACACGCGGCGGAUAUGCUGAAAGAAAUGCGCACAUCUUUCCUUUCUCCCAAAUCCUACUACGAACUGUAUAUAAUAAUCACUGAGAAGCUUCGAAUUUUAGAGACUUAUUUGAUUGAAGAGCAUAAAAGUGGGAGGAAGGUGAACAACUUGUACGAAACGGUGCAGUAUGUUUCCAGCAUUGUCCCUCGUCUGUACCUCAUGAUCACUGUCGGUGUUUACUUGAUCAAGUGUUCGGAGUUUCCUCGCAGAGAGAUCAUGCGUGACUUGGUCGAAAUGUGUCGCGGCGUGCAGCAUCCGAUUCGUGGAUUGUUUCUUCGGAGCUACCUCCUACAUGCUCUGCGAGCUGAUCUUCUUCCAGAUUGUGAGGUUUUGAUCGUAAAACAUUCAGAUUCUCAUUGUUUUCCGUUCCCCGGCACUAUCACGGACAGUGUGACUUUUCUGUUACUAAACUUCGCCGAAAUGAACAAACUGUGGGUACGCAUGCAACAUCAGGGACAUACUCGUGAACGGGAACAACGAGAGCAAGAACGACGGGAACUGAGACUUCUUGUCGGUACAAACCUAAACAGAUUGUCCCAACUGGAAGCUAUUGAUGUGAAUCGUUAUAAAACGCAAGUACUUCCUCCCAUAUUGGAACAACUCAUCGAAUGUCGUGACGUGAUUGCGCAAGAGUAUUUGAUGGACGUAAUCAUUCAGGUAAGUCCCAUACUCCUUCACGCGGACCCAGCAAGUUUUGUGACAUCUGUCCUUAUGAUUCCGAUCAUGCAGAUCUUCAUCGGUUUGGGAAUGGUAACAGGAAGUUUGGUGAAUCAGGUAUCCCCAGUUUCUCCCCUAUCCCGUGAACUACUCCGUUUACUUCAUCUUCCACUCGGUGGAUCCACACCACAUGUGGGCACCAACAUGACUCACAUUGGUGUUGGAAGCGUACCCAACGCACCUUUGGGCGCUUUGGGUGAACUUCGUAUCGUGCUUGGCAUGCCCGGAUUUCGGCCACCGAAUGCCACUUUAUCUUCUCGUUUGACAACCGAAACCGAUUUGGACGGACUUUUCGACUUGAUUGACGGUCUGCUUGUCGCAGACGCGUCUUCUGCGGAGGAUCCCGAGGAGUUUGUAGAGGCACAAAGCCUGGUUGCCGGUGUCUUGCAUUUAAUCGGCCCGGAACCACGCACUGAAAAUCCGGCUCUGUGUCUUACUCUCCUGAACAAGGCUCAUUUGCGGUUAGCUCAAGCGGGGCCAGCCAUUAUCCGGUUUAAUUUUCCAUCUCUGGUAUUCGAAGUACGUCUUGUUCCAUUGUUUUAUCUGACAUCCUGCAUGACCAACACCACCACUCGUUCCGUGUGUGAUCGACUCUGUUGUAAAUUCCCAUUUUGUUUCUCUGGGCCCUUAGUUCGUCAGUUCAACAAUGAUAUACACGCUUCAGUUAGAAUAAGGCGUAAAUUAGAUAGUCCUGUUUGA